GAACCCAACCCGUCGGGGCCGCCGCUCCGGACCCGCCAGCCGUCGCCGCGCGCCGCCCGCCGCCGCCGCCUCCUCCCCCCCGGAUCGGGUGUACUGUCCCAACCCGAAAGUCCAGUUCUGCGGCCCGGCAGCGGCGAGCGAGCGAGCGAGCGAGCGCGAUGACACAGGAGUACGACAACAAACGGCCAGUGUUAGUCCUUCAGAAUGAAGCACUUUACCCUCAGCGGCGCUCCUACACUAGCGAGGAUGAAGCCUGGAAGUCUUUCCUGGAGAACCCGCUCACCGCGGCCACCAAAGCGAUGAUGAGCAUCAAUGGGGACGAGGACAGCGCGGCUGCGCUCGGGCUGCUCUACGACUACUACAAGGUCCCGAGAGAGAGACGGCCGUCCACGGCAAAGCCCGAGGUGGAGCGCCCAGAGCCAGAGCACAGCAAAAGAAACAGCAUCCCAAAUGUGACUGAGCAACCCCUCAUUGCUGCUGGGGAAAACAGGGUGCAGGUGCUGAAGAACGUGCCCUUUAACAUCGUCCUGCCCCACGGCAACCAACUGGGCCUCGAGAAGAGAGGCCAUCUGACAGCUCCGGAUACCACCGUCACCGUCUCCAUAGCAACCAUGCCUACACACUCCAUCAAGACGGAAAUCCAGCCCCACGGCUUUGCUGUGGGAAUCCCCCCCGCGGGGUAUCACCCCGAGCCCACGGAGCGCGUGGUGGUGUUCGACCGGAACCUGACCACGGACCAGUUCAGCUCGGGCACUCAGCCUCCCAACGCUCAGCGGCGGACUCCAGACUCCACCUUCUCCGAGCCCUUCAAGGAGGGCGUUCAGGAGGUUUUCUUCCCCUCGGACCUCAGUCUCCGGAUGCCGGGCAUGAAUUCAGAGGACUAUGUGUUUGACAGUGUUUCUGGGAACAAUUUUGAGUAUACCCUGGAAGCGUCCAAGUCGCUGCGGCAGAAGCCGGGAGACAGCACGAUGACGUACCUCAACAAAGGCCAGUUCUACCCCGUCACCUUAAAGGAGGUGAGCAGCAACGAAGGCAUCCACCACCCCAUCAGCAAAGUUCGAAGCGUGAUCAUGGUGGUUUUUGCUGAAGACAAGAGCAGAGAGGAUCAGCUGCGGCACUGGAAGUACUGGCACUCGCGGCAGCACACGGCCAAACAAAGGUGCAUUGACAUAGCUGACUAUAAAGAAAGCUUCAACACCAUCAGUAACAUCGAGGAGAUUGCUUACAAUGCCAUUUCCUUCACCUGGGACAUUAACGAUGAAGCAAAGGUGUUCAUCUCUGUGAACUGCCUGAGCACAGAUUUCUCCUCUCAGAAGGGCGUGAAGGGCUUGCCUCUCAACAUCCAGAUCGACACCUACAGUUACAACAACCGUAGCAAUAAGCCAGUGCACCGGGCCUACUGCCAGAUCAAAGUCUUCUGUGACAAGGGAGCAGAACGGAAAAUCAGGGAUGAAGAACGAAAGCAAAGUAAAAGAAAAGGCAAGUGUCCUGACCCAAGCUCCCGGGUGAAUGCCUUUUCUGAUGUCAAAGUGCCCCUGCUUCCCUCGCACAAACGAAUGGACAUCACGGUGUUCAAGCCCUUCCUUGAUCUCGACACACAGCCUGUGCUCUUCAUUCCUGACGUGCACUUUGCCAGCCUGCAGCGGGGCACCCACGUUCUUUCUAUUGCCUCAGAAGAAUUGGAGGGUGAAGGGUCUGCCUUGAAAAGAGGCCCGUACGGAGCAGAGGAUGACUUCGCGGUCCCCCCUCCGGUGAAGCUGGGCCGGACAGAAGAACCAAAGAGAGUGUUGCUGUACGUGCGAAAGGAGUCGGAAGAAGUCUUUGAUGCCCUGAUGCUCAAGACCCCAUCCCUGAAGGGCCUGAUGGAGGCUAUCUCAGACAAAUACGAUGUGCCCCAUGACAAGAUUGGGAAAAUAUUCAAGAAGUGCAAAAAAGGGAUCCUGGUGAACAUGGAUGACAACAUUGUGAAGCAUUACUCCAAUGAAGACACCUUCCAGCUGCAGAUCGAGGAGGCGGCGGGCUCGUACAAGCUCACGCUCACGGAGAUCUGAGGCCUGCGCCUGCGCAGCCCCGCGGGGGGCUAUGGGGUCCCCUGGACCCGGCAGUGCACUGGGCCAGCAGAGGCCCCC
Molecule: messenger RNA, 2129 nt
Organism: Perognathus longimembris pacificus (Pacific pocket mouse)
Lineage: Eukaryota; Metazoa; Chordata; Mammalia; Rodentia; Heteromyidae
Gene: Grhl1
Product: grainyhead like transcription factor 1
Exons: 16
Coding region: 159-2051 (630 amino acids)
Biological process (GO): regulation of transcription by RNA polymerase II
Cellular component (GO): nucleus
Molecular function (GO): RNA polymerase II cis-regulatory region sequence-specific DNA binding; DNA-binding transcription activator activity, RNA polymerase II-specific
Source: RefSeq, a predicted model, not a curated record